Mesorhabditis spiculigera is the source of this 942-nucleotide messenger RNA. The record is from the annotation of a GenBank genome assembly. NCBI's taxonomy places the organism in Eukaryota, Metazoa, Nematoda, Chromadorea, Rhabditida, Rhabditidae.
AUGAAGCGGAAAGAACUGGACAAUGCCAAGGAAUCCGAGAAAAACGACUGGAAGAAGUUCAACACCAAGGCGAACAACAAAAGAAUGAAGGGAAUCAAGAAGGUUGCCGUAUCUGGUGCCGCUCCUGAUGGACCUUCUGGAGGCGUCAAACGUGAUCCGAAAGAAGAGCUUAGACGUAUCGACUUCCCGGCUGGUGUGCACCGUUUCAAGUUUGCCGAACAAGGCGCCCUGCUCUAUGCCGCGCUAUCAGAUGGGUCGUUGGCGGAAAUUUCACUCGAGGAUCGCUCGUUGAAAAGCAAAACGCAGAUUACCACAGAGGGCGAUGACGUCGGAAGAAUGAUUCUGGAUGUCUCCCCGAGCGGUGACUAUGUGGCCGUGUCGCAUGGCGAUGGCCAGUUGAGCCUCCUCGACGGGAGUACGAAGGCGAUCAUACGCUCGUGGAAGGGUCAUCAAUCGCGAUAUACGGAAAAUUGCGAGGUCUGGUCUUGCGCGCACGUCGACUCGAAUACCUUGGCAUCCGGCGGCGAAGAUGCGCAAUUUUGUCUCUGGGAUAUGAGAACAACGGAUCGUAUCAGUCGCAUCAAGGUGUCGACAGAUGGUUCUGGCUGUACUUUCGUAGGCCCCAGCUCCGAUGGAGGCAAUGCUAGCCAAGUGCUAACGGGAAGCUACGAUCAGUUCAUUCGUGUUUACGAUCAACGGAACCCGUCGCAGGCUGUCAAUGAGAGAAUGUUGGCGGGCGGCGUUUGGAACAUUGAACAACAUCCGGAAUGUAUGGUCGUGUCCUGCAUGUAUGGCGGCUGGGCAAUGUUGGAUCGGAACUUGGAGCCAUUUUACUGCGAAACAAAGCCUGGCGAUGCUCUGCUCUAUGGUGCGACAAUGUGCGACCAAGGCUUCGCGUAUAUUACCUUCAAAGACUCGACGUUGACGAUGAAGCAAAUAAGU